Molecule: messenger RNA, 2233 nt
Organism: Sclerotinia trifoliorum
Lineage: Eukaryota; Fungi; Ascomycota; Leotiomycetes; Helotiales; Sclerotiniaceae
Source: the annotation of a GenBank genome assembly
AAUUUGCAUAACUCGCUAGCCUGUGAAUAUGCAUAAAUCAAUCAUGCAUAAUUCUAGUGUAUAUAUCGAUUCACUCAUCGUUCCUCGUACUUGAAAUCACCAAAACACAUCACAAAAUGGAAAGUGCUUCAUCAGAUGGUACGGGAGGGAAGAAACAUGUGCGGCAAACUUCUUCGGGCAGAGGUGAGCUUUUUAUGUGUUUCAUUGGUUGUUGACGGGGGUUGGAAAGUAUUGGAGUCCUCUCCACCACAUGGGUCUUUUGGGGAGCAAGAGUCGUGGCAGUUUGUCAAUUCAGAUGGAAUGGCGUGAUUGUAUCUGGAAUAUUUGGGUGAUAAGAGGAAAUUGAGGCCUUUCGUUCUCUUGCGAAGUUCAUGCGAGUGCGCGACUUUAUUGAAUAUGGUAGAGGCUGCUUGGCACGUGGCUUCCCAUGGGGAUGCUAUGUUGAAGGUUGUCGGUGCCAGUUACUGGAUGCAAGUUCAGUACUCUAUUUAUCUUCACAAGACAUUGUUUGCAGGAUGAACUUAAGCAAGCAGCAUUUGACUAAUCGCCCAGCAGCUUUACCUAGACGGCCGACAAGAGGUCCGUUAGAUAUCAGCGAGUGCGUCCUACUUCCAUAUAUUAAAACGCGAGUGCUAAACUUCAAUAGUUCUCCUCUAAAUAGCCCUUUGUCGCCCACAAAUUACAUCAAUGCUACACAUACACGAACAUUCUCGCCCGGUGGUUCAACGCCAAGGAGCCGGACACCUAGGCUUCCAUCACCAGGUCCUGGCUCAAAUCUAUCAUCCCACACCUUUAUGACAGCUCCCACAUCACUUUCGCCAUCACAAAAUACAUCAUUUCAGUCAACGAUAUCAACACUUCAGAAAGAUUUCUCCUAUCUCCUUCGCCCAGAAAUUUAUCAUCCUCUACCCGUGCUCGAAAUUCCGCCACCCUUUCGUUCCUCCCCAGUUUCGUCCCUCCCACCUAACCCUGAUAUCAAUACUCUUUCAUCACUCCUAGCGGCGGGGUAUUUCAGAGCUGCGGCUAUUCUUAGUGCCACACUUUUGACAUCCACUCCUGGUCCCGCAUCACAUGAUGAAAUUUUUAAUCUCUUCUACAUCCGUCUUGCAUGUCUCACACUCUGCAACCAGACACAACUCGCGGCUCAGGAAGUCAAAGCUCUUGAAGAUCUUAACGCUGCCUAUUAUCAGGACGAUGAAACUGGCGCACAUAUAGUAGGAUGGGAACUGAGAGUUUUAGCAGUUAGAUUGCAGGGUAUGGGGUUAGGGGAUGCUAGGAGAUGUGUUAUGGGAUAUUAUGAUUUGGCUAGAGAUGCUAGAAGUACGAUGACGAAAUUGAAGAAGCGAAAAGCAGCUAGUGAGGAUUUAGAUAGGGAGAUUAUAUUAUGGGAAGGCAGGUUAGCAGAUUUAGGGAUUAGGGUUGCAAGUGCGCUCAUUGAGAUGGAAGAUUUGGUUGGGGCGGGAAUUCAUUUGAAGACUUUGAAGGUUAAUGAAGAGGGAGAUGAGGAAUUGAGGGCUAAGAAAGCAUUACUGUGGCUGUGUUUGGGUGACAUUGAUGCUGCAAGAGAGUGCUUAAAGAAAGGAAAUGGAAAGGAAUUUAUAGCGAGUAAGAUAGAUGGAACGAUACGAGCUUUAGCAUUUGUUGCCGAAGGAAGAUAUGAGGAGGCUGUUGUGAUUUGGGAAGAGCUCAUUGCGAGCGAGGACACCACAGCUGGAAAAGGAGAAAAGGCCAUGUGGAGACAAAACCUAGGCGUUACAUUGUUGUACUUAGGUCGUGGUGAUGAGGUAUGUAUCAUCUUGCUCCCCAUAUCUGUUUCCUGCUUUCUUCCCAUUCUCCCAAUAUCAACCCUGCUACAUAUCAUACUGACAAUCCAACCAACAGGCAAAAACCAUUCUUGAAUCACUGAUUGUGGAAGAUAAUUCAUUCCAUGCUUUGACUUUCAAUCUAAGUACCAUUUAUGAAUUAUGUACGGAGAGAUCGAGAACGUUGAAAAUCGCGUUGGCGGAGAAGGUGGCGGCGAUGGUGGAUAUUGGUCAGAAUGAGGGGGUGGUGAGGGGAUGGGAGAAGGUUAAUGGGGAUUUUAAAUUGUGAUUUUUGGUUUUGCUUGUGGUUUAUUGGCUGUGUGGUGGGAAGAGGUUAGAGAAGUUCAUAGAUAUUACAAGUAGUGAUUUGUAUCUAUUUGUUACGUGUCACGCCAGCGAGGUACAGCGAAACCGGUGAAAAGAUACUCACC